Amaranthus tricolor (Joseph's coat) is the source of this 2725-nucleotide messenger RNA. Its product is annotated as ubiquitin-like domain-containing protein CIP73. Gene Ontology annotation, cellular component: BAT3 complex. The record is from RefSeq and is a predicted model, not a curated record. Gene Ontology annotation, molecular function: misfolded protein binding; polyubiquitin modification-dependent protein binding. Bases 321 to 2435 code for a protein of 704 amino acids. Lineage: Eukaryota; Viridiplantae; Streptophyta; Magnoliopsida; Caryophyllales; Amaranthaceae. The transcript has 16 exons.
UUUAGUGUUUCACAACGGUGAUUCGGGUUUAAGCCUUAACGAAAUCAUUUUGAAACUAAUUUUGUUUUCAACCCUCAAUGAUAACGCUGUAGUACAGCACACAUAUUCUAACCUUCAUCCUCAUUCCUCACACUUUCCUCUCCAUUUUUCUGACCUAAACCUAAAACCUCCAUCUUUUUCUUACUCCUUCAUUGACCUCCUUCACCUACGCUCGGAAGCCCACGCCCCAGGCCACACCAAACUUGCUGCACAGCGCCACAACCGCAGCCGCAGCCGCAGCCGCAGCCAGGCGCCAACCACCAAAUUUUGAUUCGAAAAAGAUGGCCCACAAUGCUAAUGAUGUGUCGAUGCAUGCUGAAACUGAAAGUUCGGCCACCACUAUAGAGAUUAAAAUAAAAACGAUGGAUUCUCAAACAUAUUCCUUACAAGUGGAUAAACAGAUGCCUGUGCCUGCUCUGAAAGAACGCAUUGCCUCUGUAACAGGUGUUGUUACAGAGCAUCAACGUCUGAUUUGUCGAGGAAAAGUUCUUAAAGAUGAUCAGCUGUUGUCGGCAUACCAUGUGGAAGACGGCCAUACUCUGCACCUUGUAGUCCGAGAACCAAAUGCAUCAUCAUCGGGGAGCUUACCUGAUUCAGCUGUUGAUCCAUUGGCUGGCAAUCGUGGUCAAUAUUAUCAACUUGCUCCUGGUAUUGUCGUUGAAACUUUUAAUAUGCCUGGACAAGGGGAUAGAGUUCUUCCAGAUGUUAACCGGAUUAUAUCUGCCGUGCUUGGUUCUAUUGGACUUGCAAAUCCUGGAAGUGGCAAUGAAGGAAUUAGUAUUGGGGAUCAUGUUAGUGACAGACCUGGAGAGUCUACUGCUAUGGAUCUUAGCACAAAUGCAACCCAUACACAACCUGAACAAUCUGGGUUGACAAUUUCCAGUGACAGAUCUAGGCUGCCCAACACUUUUGGAAUUUCUACGGGUUUUUCUGUUGGGUCCCUACAGGCCCCGGUGGUCCCUGAUGCUCUUGCGACCUUAUCACAGUAUUUGAGUCAUAUGAGACAGGAAUUUAUAGAGAGUGCAAGACCUAGUGGCACUGACAGUGGUGCUUCUCUUCAAGGGAAUGAAGGUGGAUCAAGUUCUGUGGCACAAUCAGUGAGUGCUCAAGAAGGGCUUCCUUCUCCAGCAUCAUUGGCAGGACUGUUAUCUGCUACAAGAGAGAUGCUCAAUCAGCAAGUAGAAGAGUGUUUGCUUCAACUUGAAAGGCAGUUGCAGAAUCAGGAGAAUAUGACAGAUCCAGCAGUGAGGGUUACUGCUCAAUCUGGUGCAUUGAGAAGUGGGAUUCUUUUGCAGAACCUAGGUGCAUAUUUUCUCGAGAUUGGUCGUACAGUCACGACACUGAGACUUGGCAGAUCACCUUCAGAAGCUGUAGUCAAUGCUGGGCCUGCAGUUUUUAUUUCAUCAUCUGGGCCUAAUCCACUUAUGGUUCAGCCUCUUCCAUUCCAGCCUGGAGCCAGUUUCAGUACCCCUAUUUCAGGAGCAACGCAAUCUAGCUCUGGUAUGAUGAAUGCUAUUGGUGGUGGUUUUGUUCCAAGACGUAUAGAUAUACAAAUACGAAGAGUCGGGUCAUCUACUCUUCAAACGGAACCUUUUGGAUCUCGGCAAUCUACAGGUCAAAGCGAUCGGACUACCAAUGUUAGUGGAGAAGCUCUGUCUAACCAAUCAUCUACUGGGAUCUCAACUGCUCCAUCUUCAAAUAAUGGUCCAGCUGUUCGUAUAUUACCUUUCAGGACAAUGAUGGCUUCUGUUCCUGACCUAAACCGUUCACCGCAACACACAUCUGAUGGUUCAGGUCUAGUAUAUCCUUAUUUUGGAACAGGCAUGGCCUAUGUGAGUAGUAGAGCAGGAAAUCAACCUUCCGAUGUACGUAACUCUAGUGGCAGUCUAAACCUGCUACACAACAGCACUAUAUCUGCAGGUCCUGCUGGAAAUGGUAGAGCUCAAGUUUCCAGUCCUGGACAAAGGGAAUCAAUUACAUCUCGCACCAUUGAUAUCAACUUUUUGUCCAAUGGAGGCAGUGAGAAUGAUCAGAAUUCUGAUGGGCAGAUCCCUCCGGUUAUUCUUCAAUCCCUGAGAAGCCUCUUCCCUGGAAGUGAGUUCCAAGUAGAAAGUGUGAGCUCACAAGGUGCAGCAACUGGAUCUGUUAUGGAGCAAGAAAGGAGUAGCGAUGUGGCUGGACAUGAAGCUGAACCUAUGCCGACUGAGGAAGGAUUGUUCUUGUCUAGGAUACUUCAACAGAUUAUGCCUUUAAUUUCAGAGAACUCUGGGGCUGAUGCUUCUCUGCUGGGAGAUGGCCCCACUUCAACUCCAGCUGAGGACAAUGAAGUUGGGACUUCGAGGCAAAAUGAUGAUGCUAAUCUUGGACCAAAUCCUAAGCGCCAAAAGAAGGAAUAACCCCCUACAUGGAGAAGUAUGGCGAUUUUGUAAGAUGCAUAGAUAGAGUGGAAUGAAUCACCUGAAUCACAUUCAAGUUCAUUGAAGAUAUAGGCUUCUUCGGUGGGAACAGCACAAAUUUGCUAGGUUAUGCUGGUGAUAUUGCCUUUAAACAAUUUAGGCAUCAAAAGAGAGGUUUUAUUUUUUCUAUAUCUUCAUAUUAAAAUGUCUCCUCGGAGCUCUCUGUACAUUCAAUGCACAUAUGAUACAGAUAUACAUCAUUCACCCCUUAAAAUCUUCGUUUGAGGCUA